Molecule: messenger RNA, 204 nt
Organism: Aspergillus nidulans FGSC A4
Lineage: Eukaryota; Fungi; Ascomycota; Eurotiomycetes; Eurotiales; Aspergillaceae
Exons: 3
Coding region: 1-204 (67 amino acids)
Source: RefSeq, a predicted model, not a curated record
AUGGCUGGUGGAGCCGGUCUGCACGCAUACAUCUUCGGCUCGGACCGAUUGCUGUCCAUAGAUGCGGCAUUGACGAGAGGCUUGACGUAUGGAGUUGCAUAUCACCUUUCUCCAUAUCCCGUGACUGAACCAGACGACCAAUGGAGUCCCACAUCCAGUUUUGUUAUGCCUCGGGGUAUCAAGCUAUGUGUGCCUGAGGCAUGA